GAGCCCACCCCACCCCGCCCCACCCACCCGAGAUCCCCCCCAAGCCAUGGCCGGCGGCGACGUCGAGGCCGCGGCGGCGGCGCCGCUGCUGCCCCAUCCGGCGUCGGACGAGCCCUCCCCGGCGCCGCCCCCCGCCGACCGCUUCGGCGUCGGCUACCUCGUCUUCUUCACCCUGGGCGCCGGCUUCCUGCUCCCCUGGAACGCCUUCAUCACCGCCGUCGACUACUUCGCCUUCCUCUACCCGGGCGCCCCCGUCGACCGCGUCUUCUCCGUCGCCUACAUGCUCUCCUGCCUCCUGCCCCUGCUCCUCAUCGUGCUCUGCUUCCCCAAGUCCAGCGCCCCCGCCCGCAUCAACACGGGCCUCGCGCUCUUCACGCUCGCGCUCCUCGUCGUCCCCGCCAUGGACGCCGUAUACGUGAAGGGGAGGCCGGGGCUCUACGGCGCGUUCGAUGUCACCGUCGGGGCAACCGUCCUGUGCGGGGUCGCCGACGCGCUCGUGCAGGGUGGGGUUAUCGGAUUCGCAGGGGAGCUGCCCGAGAGGUACAUGCAGGCCGUCGUCGCCGGAACCGCCGCCUCAGGUGUGCUUGUCUCAGCAAUGAGAGUCUUUACCAAGGCACUCUACCCACAAGACGCACAUGGGCUAAGGCAGAGCGCAAUCCUCUACUUCAUCGUCGGCAUUGUGGUCAUGAUCAUGUGCAUCGUGUGCUAUAAUGUGGCUGACAGGCUUCCAGUCGUCGUGUACUACAAGAACAUCAAGAAGAGAGCUCAGAAGGCAGAGGUUGGCGGUGGCAUGACAGGUCCUGCCUGGAGAUCAACUUUGUGGAGCAUCGUUGGGACAGUGAAGUGGUAUGGAAUAGGAGUGAUCCUCAUCUACGCGGUUACACUCUCCAUAUUCCCAGGAUACAUCACAGAGGACGUGCACUCUGAGACACUCAAGGACUGGUAUCCCAUCCUCCUCAUCAGUGCCUACAAUGUGUUCGACCUAGUUGGCAAGGCCCUGCCGGCUGUUUACCUCCUCCAGAAUGCCAACAUCGCAGUCGCAGGCUCCUUCGCUAGGCUUCUGUUCUACCCCCUCUUCUAUGGCUGCCUGCACGGCCCCAACUUCUUCCGCACCGAGAUCCCAGUCACAAUACUGACAUGCCUGCUGGGCCUCACCAACGGGUACCUGACCUCCAUCCUCAUGAUCCUCGCGCCCAAGGCCGUGCCCAUCCACCACUCGGAGACCGCCGGGAUCGUCAUAGUGCUGUUCCUUGUGGUUGGUCUCGUCAUCGGUUCAUUUGUAUCUUGGUUCUGGGUCAUCUGAUAGGAGUUCCUCUGUGUAUUCAUGCCAAUGUAUCAUAGCACCAUGUCCAAGCAUCCUGCUUGCUGCUGUUUCAUUUGCCAACUCAAUGGCCAUGGCCCAAGGGUACCUGUAAUUCAUUAGUGUAGCCCAGGUGAAAGACUGGGCAAAUGUGUGUAAUUUACAUUCUAUGGAAGGCAGCCAAAUGUUCAUAUCAACAAACCUCGGCUCCCGUGAAGUUCUUUU
Panicum hallii is the source of this 1525-nucleotide messenger RNA. RefSeq names its product equilibrative nucleotide transporter 1. Gene Ontology annotation, cellular component: plasma membrane. Gene Ontology annotation, molecular function: nucleoside transmembrane transporter activity. NCBI's taxonomy places the organism in Eukaryota, Viridiplantae, Streptophyta, Magnoliopsida, Poales, Poaceae. The record is from RefSeq and is a predicted model, not a curated record. Gene Ontology annotation, biological process: nucleoside transmembrane transport. The coding region runs from base 47 to 1303 and encodes 418 amino acids. The transcript is spliced from 2 exons.